Messenger RNA from Penicillium chermesinum, 789 nucleotides. RefSeq names its product YoaK family protein. The record is from RefSeq and is a predicted model, not a curated record. The transcript has a single exon. NCBI's taxonomy places the organism in Eukaryota, Fungi, Ascomycota, Eurotiomycetes, Eurotiales, Aspergillaceae. Bases 1 to 789 code for a protein of 262 amino acids.
AUGCCCGAGUCCUCGUCCAGUACACCGGAGGCUCGUGAGCCCCGGAGUCCACGGUCUAUAUUAUGGUCCUACCUCAGUGAGGAUAUCCGCGAGGACAUGCUCCUGGAAACAGAGCUCUUGGUGCUUACCUUCGCGACGGGCAUCCAAGAUGCCGCCGCGUGGCCGGACUACGCGUGCUUCGCUUCGAAUCAAACUGGCAACACGCUUUUUCUCUUCAUCGGCGCAGCGGGCCUGACCAAGCAUUCCUACAGUAUCCCCAACAUAGCCUCCAGUCUUCUAAUGUUCGUGCUUGGCGCGCUCGUCCUCGGACAAAUGGGGAAUUGGAUCGGGGUGCGCAAACGGCUGUGGCUGCUCAUCAGCAAUGUGGUGCAAACAGUUCUCAUAUAUCUCGCACUGGCUGUCCAGAAUAUGGGCCCUGUUAAGAGGGACGGGAGGUCUGCCAUAGUGGUGGUGGGGUUGAUGGCUUUUUCAAGUGGAGGGCAGGUUGCCAUGGCGCGGUCGUUGAAGAUCACAGAGAUUACGACUGCUGCGGCUACGGCGGCGAUCAUUGAUGUUUGUGUUGAUCCGCAGUUGGCGAAGCUCAGGAAUCGGUUGAGAAACCGGAGGGUGCUGUUUCUGAUUAUGCUUGCUGCUGGGUGUUGUGUUGGAGUGUUUGUUCAGAAGAAGGUUGGGUCAAGGAUACCAAUGCUGCUUUGUGGAGGGUUAAAGGCAGUUGUCUGUUUCGCUUUCCUGAUUAACCGGGCUAUGAUUCUGGAGCCUGAAGUUAUGACUGGCGAUUUGAAGGUGUGA